Neopelma chrysocephalum (saffron-crested tyrant-manakin) is the source of this 3334-nucleotide messenger RNA. It is a transcript of the gene NEK5, whose product is annotated as NIMA related kinase 5. The record is from RefSeq and is a predicted model, not a curated record. The coding region runs from base 350 to 2698 and encodes 782 amino acids. Gene Ontology annotation, biological process: protein phosphorylation. NCBI's taxonomy places the organism in Eukaryota, Metazoa, Chordata, Aves, Passeriformes, Pipridae. Gene Ontology annotation, molecular function: protein kinase activity; ATP binding. The transcript is spliced from 22 exons.
AGAUUUGGUACGGAGCCAGUUCCUAUUGCACCUCCUCUCUUGCUCGUAGGCUGGUACUUGAGUUUCCACCAAGGAUUCAACAACUUGAGGCAGUCGAGAUUUACUUUCGGGCCACUCCUGUUACUGACCACCCAAAUCAAAAGUCUCUUGCCGUAGGCGGAGAAAGCGGUUUGCAUAAGUGACAUAGUGACUCCAGUUGCUCCCGAAGGACGCUGCAAACGCCACACCUCCGGCGGGGGCGCGGAGGCGGGGGCGGCUCCUCCUCCUCCCCUCCCGGCCCUGCGGUGAAUUUUGGUGAGUUCCUGCAGCGGCUGAGGGCACUAAGCCACUGUUUUAAGUUGAAGACAUCAUGGAUAAUUAUGAAAUAAUUAAAAAAAUUGGAGAAGGAUCUUUUGGCAAAAUAUUCUUGGCAAAAGGAAAAAUGGAUAAUGAGCCAUGUGUUAUCAAAGAGAUCAAUUUAACUAAGAUGCCUGUGAAAGAAAAAGAAGCCUCUCAGAAAGAAGUCAUUCUUCUGGCCAAGAUGAAGCACGCAAAUAUUGUAACCUUCUAUGCUUCAUUGCAAGAAAAGAACAAGCUAUAUAUUAUGAUGGAAUACUGUGAUGGUGGAGAUUUAAUGAAGCGGAUAAAUAUGCAGCAUGGAGUGCUGUUUGAUGAGGACCAGAUUCUCAGUUGGUUUGUGCAGAUCUCCUUGGGUCUGAAGCAUAUUCAUGAUAAGAAGAUCUUACACAGAGAUGUUAAAGCACAGAACAUUUUUCUUAGCAAUAAUGGAAAGGUAGCAAAGCUUGGGGACUUUGGCAUAGCAAGACAGUUAAACAGUACUAUGGAGUUUGCCCAUACAUGUGUAGGGACCCCCUAUUACCUGUCACCUGAGAUCUGUGAAAAUCGACCAUAUAACAACAAAACAGAUAUUUGGUCUCUUGGCUGUGUGCUUUAUGAGCUAUGCGCACUAAAGCAUCCUUUUGAAGGCAAUAGUUUGCAUGAGCUGGUGCUGAAGAUUUGCAGAGGACGUUUUCACCCAGUGUCUCCCAACUAUUCUUAUGAUCUGAGGAUAUUAAUUUCCCAGUUGUUUAAAAUAUCGCCAAGAGAUCGACCAUCCAUCAAUUCUAUUCUAAGGAAGCCCUUCUUGCAGAAACUUGUUCUCAAGUAUUUGCCCCCUGAGAUGACACAGGAAGAACUCAGUCACACUGUGAUACAUAAGAAAGCACCACAAUCUGGAGCCAGGCGGAUACAAGCAUAUAAACUUCAAAAAACAAGAAUUCAGGACCAAGUCUCUCUGGAAUCUGGAAUGGUGAUGCAUGUCAAGAAACAAGAAUUAUUUCGAAGAAAUGAAUGGAAACCCCCUUCAAGAGGGCAACAGCUUAUUUUUCAGCCACAGACCUCCAGAUUUAAUGUGGCAGAAAGGCCAGAAAGUAUCAGAGUAUGUGGCCAUUAUGGUCAUUACUAUGAGAAGCUUGACAACUUACAGAGGAAAGCUAAUGCACAUGAUGACCUUUCUCAUAUCAGCCAAAGAGUUGAAGAAUACUAUAAACUAAAAGGACAAGCUGCACCUGCACCACCACCCCCUGACUGGACUGCAGAAUUUCUUCAAAGGCGUUUUGAAGCUCAACAGUACAAGAUUAAAGCGGAAAAACAGCUGGGGCUGCGACCAUCCUCUGCUGACCCAUGUCAUGACCAAAUACGGCAGCAGAAAAUAAAGGAAGAGGAUCUGAAAAACCAUCAGCAGGACAUAUCUAGAAAGAAUGAAAUGAAAGAACAGGAGUACCUGAAACAACUGCAGAAAAUUCGUGAAGAAUACCACAGCCAUAUAAAAGAAUUCAGAUUUAGAGCCCGAAUACUCCAGGACAUGGAAGAAAACUUUGAACAAGUCCGAGUCCAGCAUAAGCAAUACCAAAAAAUCUUAGAAAAAAAACAUAACAGAAAGGGAGGAGUAAAGUUUGAAAUUAAUUUAGAUGUUUGUGUUCCUGAAGAAGACAGCAUUCAAGAAGCAGAGAUACUAGAUAAACUCAGUGAGACUUCAAGUUUUGUGGAUGGUGAGAAUCUUAAGGAGAAAUUGGUGGAAGUUCAUGAAAAUCAUAUAGACAGAGCUUUGGAAGAACUGUCUGGAUACCAAACAGAGUCUAAUGACAUAGAUGAUACAAAAAAAACCAGGAAACAUUGGCAAACUGGAGCCCCUCAGACACUACUGAAUUUUUUAGCUGAUGCUGAUGUCACAUCUCUAUGUCCUACUAUGGCUGAGGAUGAACUUGCUGACCAUGCUAUUCUGCCUGAAGACAUCCCAGAAAGCAGGAAGCAGUGGAAACAAACACCACCAGAGACUCUCCUGAACAUCUUAGCAGAAGCAGAGCUGUCUAAUGAUUCCUUUAUCUGUCUUGAAGAAGAAAUAGAAGGGAAAUUAACUCUGUUGCCUCCAAAAGAAAGCAAGAAAGAUGAUUCAGAAACAUGCUCUGCUGUUGCUGUUGAUGAAGGCAGACUUGAGCCAAGAUCAGAUGAUGAAGACACAAAUUUUGAAGAUUCUGAAGAUGAACUCAGACAUGAGCUGGAGGAAUCUCUGGAAAAAUUGGCAGCUUCUCCAGCAGAGAGAACCAUGGAGUCUCCCAUCUUUCCAAUGAAUAAAGGUCAAACAGAUGAACAAAAGAUGAGUUUACCUCAUCUACUACUUGGAAAAUCUGAUGAUGAUUUAGAAAAUAAUCAUGGCUAAUUUAGUGUUCACACACAUCACAAAAAAGGCAAGCAGGAAGCAAGAGCUACUUAGAACAUCAGCAGGGUUACUGUCGCAAAAUUUUAACUUGCUUGAAAUUUCAGCCACAUCAGUGACAAAAUUUAAGGAUAGCUGACAUUAAAUGCCAAGUAAAUCAACUGCUUUUCAACAGUGUUAAACGCUCAAAUAAAAUGGAUAGAAGGCUGUUAUUUUGUUUAAAAGGAAAAAAAAUCAGGCUACUUUUCAGAUGUCUGAAUGUUGAAAAAUCCUCAUCCAGACUGAAAUGCACUUUCAUCUGUUAUUCUAAACUACCUGGACAUCUCUGACAACUCUUGCUUGAGCAAAUUUCUGAUUGCAUACUCUGUUUAACCAUUUUUGUAUCAUGUAAGAAAUCUCCUAGUUUGUAUAUUUUACUUCCCUAGCUCAAUCAACUCCUAGUUUUAAGAAUCUCUUCCAUCUUUUCAUAAUCUCUUUGUACUGCCAGUACAGUUUUGUAAUCCAUAGUUUCAUUUACAAAGUACUGACCCAACAUAGCAUCAUCAGCUGCUCAGCAGUUUAAUAUAGUAGCAGUAAAAGGGUUUAUUAGCACCAUGAAAAUUGUGCAUUCCCCAAUUCCUAAUAAAACAUGGGAUGUAA